Pantherophis guttatus is the source of this 2390-nucleotide messenger RNA. RefSeq names its product core 1 synthase, glycoprotein-N-acetylgalactosamine 3-beta-galactosyltransferase 1 (gene C1GALT1). The record is from RefSeq and is a predicted model, not a curated record. Gene Ontology annotation, cellular component: membrane. Lineage: Eukaryota; Metazoa; Chordata; Lepidosauria; Squamata; Colubridae. Gene Ontology annotation, molecular function: N-acetylgalactosaminide beta-1,3-galactosyltransferase activity.
AAGCGGCCAUCACGUUUCCACACCCGAUCAUCAGGUAGGCGGGAAGAAGCGCUCAACUCCACCCUGUUUCGACAGCUUCGGCGCUUGGACCCUAUCCGUGAGCGAAUGAGAGGCUGGGAGGAGCAAGAGGGACGGAGCUCGGCUCGGGUUCCCUCUUUUUCUCCGGCCAGCGACCUGCAGUCUGGGUAGUUGCGGUGUGGCAGUUUGCUCGCUAGUUUGCCAGCGGGCAAUGCUAUUGACAGCGGUCUUUGCGUCGUCUCUGCGCUUUCCCGAUCGCUGCUGAGCGGAGUUCUCGGCCUUCCGCGCUGCUCUCCUGGAAGAGGCUGGCAGGAAUUAAAGGAAAAACCUAAGGAAUAAAUUGGUUUUAAAACUGGUUUUAGUGUCAUUCUCUGUGCUGCUGAAUUCGAUUUUUGCUCUUUCUUGGCAGUAGCCUUUUCAUCUUUGAAUAACCGGAAUGGGCCUAAUUGUGCAAUAAAUCCCAUAUUUCCCAACCAGUCUGGUCAAGACGUGCUAACUAAAUGGAAAUGGCGUCUCCAAAAUCCUUACUGAAUAUUCUGACCUUCACUUUUGGAUCUGCAAUUGGUUUUUUCCUAUGUUACUUACUGUUUAAUUUAAGAUUAGAUGAACAAAUCAAGGUUGAGCCUCACAUUCUUCAAAAUGAUCCUCAUGGCCAUCAUUCAGAUAAUGAUGAAAACAAUAACCUGAAAGGACAAAUGAAUUUCAAUGCUGAUGCUGGGCAACAUAAAGAUGAAAAUAAAAAUAUUGCUGAAGACUUGUACCAGAAGGUAAGAAUACUUUGCUGGGUGAUGACAGGUCCUCAAAAUCUGGAAACAAAAGCCAAACAUGUCAAAGCUACUUGGGCCCAGCAUUGCAACAAAAUCCUAUUUAUGAGCUCUGAGGAAAACAAGAACUUUCCAACAGUGGGACUAGAAACCAAAGAAGGCAGAGACCACUUAUACUGGAAAACUAUUAAAGCUUUCCAGUAUGUACAUGAACAUUAUUUUGAUGAAGCAGAUUGGUUCAUGAAGGCAGAUGAUGACACCUAUGUUGCACUGGACAAUUUGAGAUGGCUCCUUUCAAAAUACAAUCCUGAAAAACCCAUUUAUUUUGGGCGAAGAUUUAAGCCUUUUGUAAAACAGGGUUAUAUGAGUGGUGGGGCAGGAUAUGUGCUUAGCAAAGAAGCUCUGAAAAGAUUUGUGGAUGCUUUCAAAAAUAACAAAUGUACCCAUAGCUCUUCCAUUGAAGACUUAGCAUUAGGCAAGUGUAUGGAGAGCAUUAAUGUUGAAGCUGGAGAUUCUCGUGAUACAAGCGGCAAGGAAACCUUCCAUCCAUUUGUGCCAGAACAUCAUUUAAUCAAAGGAUACCUUCCCAAAAACUUUUGGUACUGGAAUUACAACUAUUACCCUGCUAUAGAGGGCCCUGCUUGCUGUUCUGAUCUAGCAGUUUCUUUUCACUAUGUAGAUGCUACUACUAUGUAUCAUUUGGAAUACUUGAUUUAUCAUCUCCGUCCUUACGGUUAUCAAUUCAGAUAUAAUCCUGAUGUCUCAGAAAAACAAAAUUUAAGUGAGGCUACAAAAGGUGGUAUAAAAAUCAAAGCUGAAGAAAAUAUUCCAAAAGCUUCUAAAUAAGGGGCCUUGCUCAGCUAAAACUGGCAAAAUGAGUUUCCUAAGUAUAUUUCCAAAGUGUUCUUUUGUAUCCUUUUCUAAUACACUGGUACAUUUUUUCAUAUGCCAAGAGACUGCAUGCAGUACUUCUAUCAAAGCUUUGCUUUACUGACACAUAGACUCAAUCUGCACUUGAAACAAAUACUUUUGUUCCUUUUCACACAUGGACCUUCAACAUUGUCAUCCUUUUUCAUUAGGAUUUGAAUGUAUUCCCUUUUUUCCUAACAAAAAAUUCACUUUCUUUGCUUUAUCAAAUCAGAAAAUGAUGAAGACAUUCAAGUUUGUAUAUGAAAAAAAACACUUCAUUCCAUGAAAUCACCUGAAAAAACCUGCAGCAUCAAAAAUGACCACAAGAGGCCAAUUUUAAAUAAGAUUUUCUUAACAGCUUGAACACUUAUAUCACAUUUUUUGUAUCACAGCUUGAAUGUUUCCAUAGAAUGAAGUCUUAGGAUUGGUAGCCAAAAGAGAGGUGUAAAUAUCAUUAGUAGAUAUGUGUAAAUAUAAUUCAAUUAUUAGAAUGAUUGUUGUCUGAGCAAAACAAAAUAUUACUUCUUGAUAUUACUGUUUUUCAUUUCUUUUGUUUAUGUCAUACUUUUAACUUCCUCUGGAACAUGAAUUCCAGAGGACGUAAGAACUAUUCAUUAGAAAUACUUUUCUAAGUAUCAUUCUAUAUAUUCAGAACUGGAUUUGUUUAUAUUAGGAUAUUAAAUAAUGUUGCUAAUUUAA